This is a messenger RNA of Triticum dicoccoides, 819 nucleotides long. RefSeq names its product pectinesterase inhibitor 8-like. The record is from RefSeq and is a predicted model, not a curated record. Lineage: Eukaryota; Viridiplantae; Streptophyta; Magnoliopsida; Poales; Poaceae. The coding region runs from base 66 to 611 and encodes 181 amino acids. Gene Ontology annotation, molecular function: enzyme inhibitor activity. The transcript has a single exon.
UCUACCAGACUCACUCCACACUCCGCUUCUGUGGAACGGACGAAGCUAACCAGCAACAGCGAGCGAUGAGGCCAUCUACUAUGGCUCGAGCCCUCGCGGCCGCGGCUGCCAUCCUCGCCGCCGUGGUCUGCGUCGGCGCGACCCCGGAGACGACGUGCAGGGCGGCGGCGGGCAGCGACAGGCGCGUGGACUACCACUUCUGCGUGUCCAGGCUGAGCCAGCACCACGACAGCCCCGACGCCGAUACGUGGGGGCUGGCCAAGGUGGCCGCCGACGUCGGCGUCCUCAUGGCCGGCAACGGCGCCUACGACAUCAAGGCCAUGCUCGCCGGAAAAAAGGAGCAGCCAGCGGCGGCACGCGGGCCGCUGGAGCAGUGCGAGGCGCUGUACGACAGGAUGGGCUCCGCGUUCGCCGAGGCGUACGACGGGAUUGACAGGCGCGACUACGCGACGGGCAAGGAGAAGGCGGGCGAGGCUGCGUCCCUCGCGCGCCGGUGCGCCGCCGCCUUCGCCCGGGCCGGCGUCGCUAUCCCGUCGCGGCUGGCGAAGCAGAGCGCCGACUCGGCGCAGAUGGCCAUCGUCUGCACCGCCGUUACCAACCUCAUCAAGUGAUGUCUGCACCGCAUUGUUUGCCCGUCGAGAGAAAUGGGUCAUGUUCUGCAUUGUUGGUUGCUCGACCGUGAUGUCAUUCAUGUACGCUUGUGUUUGUGAUAUCGGUCGUUGAUAGUGCACUUAGUGGUAGCAGUAGUACGACGUUCUUCAGUGUGUGUCAGUGAUCAUUCAGAAGGGAAUAAACAGGUGAAUUAUCUUUUCCAUCUAA